GGCCCGGUGCGCGCCGGGAGCGCCUGCUGGAGCCGGCGUGCAGCGCGGCGUCCUUGCUGACCCGUUCUUUGCCAGCAGGAAGACGUCCCCCAAGGGUUGCAUGUCAGCCAGCAAGUCUGACCCCCGACGCCUGGAGAGCAGAGACUGGCAGGCCGUGGAGGAGUGCCACUGUCCAGCUUAGCUUGCUUGUGGCCCUUGGACUUGGCCUGCCCAUGGCUCGCAGGCUGCAGAUCCGGCUGCUGACGUGGGACGUGACGGACACACUGCUUAGACUGCGCCGCCCCUUGGGGGAAGAGUAUGCCGCUAAGGCCCGAGCCCACGGGCUGAAGGUGGAGGCUGCAGCCCUGGGCCAAGCCUUCAGGCAGGCCCACAGGGCCCAGAGCCACAGCUUCCCCAACUACGGCCUGAGCCAGGGCCUCACCUCCCGCCGCUGGUGGCUGGACGUGGUCCUGCAGACCUUCCACCUGGCAGGUGUCCAGGAUGCCCGGGCCGUGGCCCCCAUUGCCGAGCAGCUGUAUGAGGACUUUAGCAGCCCCUCCAACUGGCAGGUGUUGGAGGGGGCUGAGGCCGCCCUGAGGGGCUGCCGUCGGCGGGGUCUGAGGCUGGCGGUGGUCUCCAACUUUGACCGGCGGCUGGAGGCCGUCCUGGCGGGGCUGGGCCUGCGGGAGCACUUUGACUUUGUGUUGACCUCUGAGGCUGCUGGCUGGCCCAAGCCGGACCCCCGCAUUUUCCAGGAGGCCUUGCGGCUGGGUCACGUGGAACCCGCAGCGGCAGCACACGUCGGGGACAGCUACCGCUGUGACUACCAGGGGGCGCGGGCUGUGGGCAUGCACGGCUUCCUGGUGCUUGGCCCGGAGCCUCUGGAGCCUGCGGUCAGAGAUGCUGUCCCUGAAGAACACAUCCUCCCCUCUCUGUCCCAUCUCCUGCCUGCCCUGGACCGCCUAGAGGGCUCCACCCCAGGGCUUUGAAUGUGGUGAGGGCCAUGGCCCUAGGCCACUGGAGACAAGCAGCACCUCCUUCCCCCCACUCCUGGACUCUGCCCCCUACAGCCUGUUCUGACUAUAAACAGUGAGUGCUGGCUUUUAGCCCUGCCCGCUGCCUGGUCCGGGACUGUUUGCUCAUUCUCUUUCACACCUGUGUCCCUUUCCACCAAUCAUUCCCCCUCACCUCCCCCGAGAUUCACCCAGGGCCCAGCUAGCUUUGAAGAACUGGGCAUCUCGGGCCAGCGCCGUGGCUUAACAGGCUAAUCCUCCGCCUUGCAGCGCCGGCACACCGGGUUCUAGUCCCGGUCGGGGCGCCGGAUUCUAUCCCGGUUGCCCUCUUCCAGUCCAGCUCUCUGCUGUGGCCCGGGGAAGGCAGUGGCGGAUGGCCCAAGUGCUUGGGCCCUGCACCCGCAUGGGAGACCAGGAGAAGCACCUGGCUCCUGGCUUCGGAUCAGCACGAUGAGCCAGCGCAGCGGCCAUUGGAGGGUGAACCAACGGCAAAAAGGAAGACCUUUCUCGCUGUCUCUCUCUCUCACUAUCCACUCUGCCUGUCGAAAAAAAGAAAAACUGGGCAUCUUCAAACUUCAUUUUAGCAACAGGGUCCCUAUGUCGGGGGAAGAGCUGAAAUUCCAAACCCGAGACAUGGCUUGAGUCAACACAGGAAUCCCAACGGAGGCCUCUCCUGUAGCCCCUGCGACACCAUCUCCCUGGAUGUGAGGUCAGAGCUGCCUGAAAAACCAGGGUGCUAAAGCUGCGCUGUAGGGACCCCGUCCACAGCCCUCCAGUCUGAGCAGAUCUGAGAAAGAACAUGGCCCGGCACUGUUGACCUGGCCUGCCCUGUGUUUGCGUGUUCAGUUCAUGAUAGGCAUACGUAACCCUCCAAACUACUAAGGCGCAAAAGUACGCCUCCCGCUUUGCAAAUGAGAGAGUCAGGCUUCACUGCCAAGCUCCAACGCAGUGGAGGUCCUGAGAGAGCAGGGAAAGACAUCCCCAUCUUGGGGACAAAGACAAGCCCAGGGGGGCAGGAGGGGCAGGAGGGGGAACAAUGAGAGGUUAAAGCCAUGGGGUGGGUUUUUAAGAUUUCAUUUCUCUUCCUGCCAAGAUAGUCACACACAGUGCAUGUUCUGGUGCCUGCAGCCAGGGGGAGCCCUGGAGUGGACCCUGAACCACGGGCGUGGCAACGAGAUGGGCAGAGGACAUUCCUGCAGCAGGCCGCUGAACUGUGGACUGACGGCCACUGGGGGGAGGGGGACAUGGAGGCCUUCGGGUGCCAGUUGGAAGAGCUUGACUUUGAGCCAGACCGCUGGGCCGUGGCUGCCCAGGCAAAGGCAGGGCUGAUACAUUCAGAUGUCACCAGAACCCCUGUUUGUCUGCCUGGCGCCAAGGCCGGUGUCGCAACAAUAAUUCCUGAGCUUCCGGCAGUGAGGACGCUGGUCACAAGCUGUGUGGUCCCAGCUGCCAGGGCCUCCAAGGUCAUUUCAACCCGAACAGUUGUUAACAGGUGUUCUUAGCCGGCGCCCCGGCUCACUAGGCUAAUCCUCCGCCUUGCAGCGCUGGCACACCGGGUUCUAGUCCCGGUCGGGGCACCAAUCCUGUCCUGGUUGCCCCUCUUCCAGGCCAGCUCUCUGCUAUGGCCAGGGAGUGCAGUGGAGGAUGGCCCAAGUGCUUGGGCCCUGCACCCCAUGGGAGACCAGGAGAAGCACCUGGCUCCUGCCAUCAGAUCAGCGCGGUGCGUCGGCCGCAGCACACCGGCCGCAGCGGCCAUUGGAGGGUAAACCAACGGCAAAGGAAGACCUUUCUCUCUGUCUCUCUCUCACUAUCCACUCUGCCUGUCAAAAACAAAACAAAACAAACAAACAAACAAAAAAAAAAACAGAUGUUCUUUAUUUUUACUGUUUCUUGGAAAACAGAGUCAGAGAUAUCCUCCAGUCAUUGGCUCACGGGCUAAAUGCCCACAGUAGCUGGAGCUGGGCCAGGUCAGGGCCAGGGGCCUGGAACUCAAUCCAGGGCUUCCACGUGGGAGGCAGUACUUGAGCCACCACCUGCUGCCUCCCAGGGUGUGCAUUAGCAAGAAGCUGGAAUGGGGAAGGAGCCAGGACUUGAACCCAGGCACUCCAGUACGGGGUGCGAGCAUCCCAGGCCGGGUCUUAACCACUGCCCUUCAGUCGGAGUCCUGUGGGCUGCAGCUAUGUGCCCAGAGUUUGAAAUAACUUACUGACCAAACAAACAUCAAGAGAUUUCACAUAAAAAUCAGGAGUGUUUUCAGUUUUUCUCCAAGGAUCUCUAUUCCUGGCCAUUCUGGGUGUGUGUUCCUGCGUGGCCAGAACUGACGGCUGUGGCUGUCUCCAUCCUGUGCUGUCUCAGUCACUGACUGUUGACCCUCACCGUCUUAUGUUGUGGCCUCCCCUGAUUAAA
Lepus europaeus (European hare) is the source of this 3398-nucleotide messenger RNA. It is a transcript of the gene HDHD3, whose product is annotated as haloacid dehalogenase like hydrolase domain containing 3. The transcript is spliced from 2 exons. Lineage: Eukaryota; Metazoa; Chordata; Mammalia; Lagomorpha; Leporidae. The coding region runs from base 213 to 968 and encodes 251 amino acids. The record is from RefSeq and is a predicted model, not a curated record.